AUGCUUUACUUGAUUGGCCUUGGUCUCUCGUACAAGUCGGAUAUCACGGUGCGUGGGCUGGAAGCCGUGAAGCAAUGUUCGCGGGUAUACCUGGAGCACUAUACCAGCAUCCUGAUGGCAGCUUCGCAGGAGGAAUUGGAACAGUUCUACGGUAAGACAGUAAUUUUGGCGGACAGAGAGCUAGUUGAAAGUGGUUCCGAUGAGAUUUUGCGCGAUGCCGACAGAGAGGACGUUGCGUUCCUGGUGGUGGGAGAUCCGUUUGGAGCUACGACACAUACUGACCUGGUGCUGAGGGCCAAGAAGGCGGGAAUCGCGGUGGAGACCAUUCAUAACGCCUCUGUGAUGAACGCAGUCGGAGCCUGCGGCUUGCAGCUGUAUAACUUUGGUCAAACGAUCUCGAUGGUGUUCUUCACCGACAGUUGGAAACCCGACUCCUGGUACGACAAGAUUUGGGAGAACAGGAAGAUAGGCUUGCACACGCUGGUACUGCUGGACAUCAAAGUGAAAGAGCAGAGCAUCGAAAACAUGGCUCGCGGGAGACUCAUCUACGAGCCACCGCGUUACAUGUCUAUAUCGCAAUGCUGUGAGCAGCUCUUGGAGAUCGAGGAGAAGAGACACGAUCAGGCUUACACCCCCGAUACUCCUGCCGUGGCAAUCAGCAGGCUAGGGUCUGCUUCCCAGACUUUCAAGUCCGGCACGAUACGGGAGCUUGCCGAGUACGACUGCGGCGAGCCAUUACAUUCUCUCGUGAUCCUCGGAAGACAAUGCCAUGAGCUUGAAUUGGAGUAUCUCCUCGAGUUCGCCGAGGACAGAGAGAAGUUCCGGACAGACGUCUCGAAGGACCAGCAGUUUUUCAAGCCGGCGCCAUGGGUGCCGCCCCAGCAAGACGCUGACGAGGAUUGA
Molecule: messenger RNA, 903 nt
Organism: Torulaspora globosa
Lineage: Eukaryota; Fungi; Ascomycota; Saccharomycetes; Saccharomycetales; Saccharomycetaceae
Gene: DPH5
Product: diphthine synthase
Exons: 1
Coding region: 1-903 (300 amino acids)
Biological process (GO): protein histidyl modification to diphthamide
Molecular function (GO): diphthine synthase activity
Source: RefSeq, a predicted model, not a curated record